UUCUGGUGUGAGCGAUUUGGGGCUGUUCAAGGGUCCCUCUUGGGGCGCGUCUCCAUAUCUUUAGAUCCUAACAUCCUCUUCAAUUCCUGCCAGAAUGCUGUGGCAGGCACUUCGCAGAUUUGGUCGAAGGCUGGUACGCAGACGCACACUGGAGUCAGGCUUGGCUGAGACUCGCCUUGCCAGAUGCCUGAGCACUCUGGAUUUGGUUGCCUUGGGUGUGGGCAGCACAUUGGGUGCAGGCGUGUAUGUUUUGGCUGGUGAGGUUGCCAAAGAUAAAGCAGGACCAUCCAUUGUGAUUUGCUUUUUGGUGGCUGCCCUAUCUUCUGUGUUGGCUGGACUGUGCUAUGCAGAGUUUGGUGCCCGGGUUCCCCGCUCUGGUUCUGCGUAUCUCUACAGUUAUGUCACUGUGGGUGAACUCUGGGCCUUUACCACUGGCUGGAACCUCAUCCUUUCCUACGUCAUAGGUACAGCCAGUGUGGCCAAGGCCUGGAGCUCAGCUUUUGACAAUCUGAUUGGCAACCACAUAUCUCGGGCCCUGCAGGGGAGCAUCUCACUUAAUGCACCCCAAGUCCUUGCAAAAUAUCCAGACUUCUUUGCCCUGGGCCUUGUGUUGCUGCUCACUGGAUUGCUUGCUCUGGGGGCUAGUGAGUCGGCCCUUGUUACCAAAGUUUUCACAGUGGUGAAUCUUUUGGUUCUUGGUUUCAUCAUUAUCUCUGGCAUCAUCAAAGGAGACUUGAACAACUGGACGCUCACAGAAGAGGACUAUGAAGUGGCUAAGGAUGGACUCAAUGACACUGAUAGCUUGGGACCUCUGGGCUCUGGAGGAUUUCUACCUUUUGGCUUCGAGGGGCUUCUCCGGGGAACAGCAACCUGUUUCUAUGCAUUUGUUGGUUUCGACUGUAUUGCUACUACCGGGGAAGAGGCCCAGAAUCCUCAGCGUUCCAUCCCCAUGGGCAUUGUGAUCUCACUGUCAGUCUGCUUUUUCGCAUACUUUGGUGUCUCAUCAGCACUCACGCUCAUGAUGCCAUACUACCUGCUUCAACCGGAGAGCCCCCUGCCUGCAGCAUUUCUCCAUGUUGGAUGGUCCUCUGCCCGCUACAUUGUGGCUAUUGGCUCGCUUUGUGCACUUUCUACUAGUCUCUUGGGCUCCAUGUUCCCUAUGCCUCGAGUGAUCUAUGCAAUGGCAGAAGAUGGCCUCCUGUUUAGUGUCCUUGCCCGGAUCCACACUGGUACACACACCCCCAUUGUGGCCACUAUUGUCUCUGGCAUUCUCUCAGCACUCAUGGCAUUCCUCUUUGAACUAACUGAUCUUGUGGACCUGAUGUCAAUUGGGACCCUGCUUGCUUACACUUUGGUGGCUAUUUGUGUUCUUAUCCUCAGAUAUCAGCCUGACCAGGAGAUGAAGAAUGGAGAAGAUGAUACAGAGUCACAGGAUGAGAACCUACGUGAAGCAGAGAAGCUGACCCUGGAGGCACUAUUUUGCCCACUCAACUCCACUCCUACUCCACUCUCUGGCCAAGUUGUCUAUGUUUGUUCCUCACUGCUUGCUCUAGUGCUGACUAUGCUUGGCCUUGUGCUGGCGCAGUGGUCAGCUCCACUGCUUUCUGGAGACCCAAUAUGGAUUGUAGUGAUUGUGCUGCUUCUGAUGCUCAUUACUGGGUUCACUGGAGUCAUCUACAGACAGUCACAGAACUCUACUCCCCUGCACUUUAAGGUACCUGCCUUGCCUUUCCUCCCAGUCGUGAGCAUGUUUGUGAAUAUUUACCUUAUGAUGCAGAUGACAACUGGUACCUGGGCCCGAUUUGCGAUCUGGAUGCUGAUUGGUUAUGCUAUCUACUUUGGCUAUGGGAUGCAGCACAGCCUUGAAGAGGGCAAGAGUGACCAACCCCCUCUCAAGCUAAGGUCCCGAACAAUAGACCUUGAUCUCAACAGUCUCUGAACACACUUAAUUUGACAUCACUA
This is a messenger RNA of Sorex fumeus (smoky shrew), 1962 nucleotides long. RefSeq names its product solute carrier family 7 member 3 (gene SLC7A3). Gene Ontology annotation, cellular component: plasma membrane. The transcript is spliced from 12 exons. Lineage: Eukaryota; Metazoa; Chordata; Mammalia; Eulipotyphla; Soricidae. Gene Ontology annotation, biological process: amino acid transport; transmembrane transport. Gene Ontology annotation, molecular function: amino acid transmembrane transporter activity. Bases 95 to 1939 code for a protein of 614 amino acids. The record is from RefSeq and is a predicted model, not a curated record.